AUGGAUGCCAUCGCAACGUACAUCGACUGGUACACCUACUGUGCGCGCACGAGUGAGCACACGAUGGCAACACUGCGUGAUUUGAAGCACAAGGCCGAGAGCAGGGAUUUGGAGUUCUCUUCUGCGCUAUCUGCUGACUUACCUUUCCUACGCGGCGCACUUAACAUCGCCCCUGGUUGCACGGGGCGCACCAUCGACACAAUCCACGUGCACAAUGGGUUGGCAAUACCUGCCGCUGUUGAUGCGGCGUUCAGCAGGCUACCUCAUCACCUGUGCAUGAGCUCCUUUCUUGCUCUGCCUUUCCUGCCACUUUGUGGUGCACCGGCUCUCUCCCUCUCACGACGUGUCUCCCUCGACUUCUGGUGCUCUGUUCUGUGGACCGAGCUGGGCCCUCACGCCCUCCCUCGUUUGGAUACCAUGCCGGCGUUUGCGCCCUCAAGCGCUUACGCCGCGCCUCUCUGGACGGGCCCUCAAGCCCAUUUCUUUGCAGUAAGCGAAGAACUUCAGUCCAAACGCCCUCGUGACGACGACUCUUCCUCUGUUUUCUCCCACCCUCCCAAGCGUGCCUCCUCUCCCGCCCCUGGUGCAGUGAUGGCGGAUCCGAUGCAAGCUGAGCCUGAGGUCCCGCCGCCGCGUCCUGUUGCCUCUCUUCCGCCACGAACCCCUCUGCCCCCUCGUGCGACUGGCGGUGUACGCGCGGCGGUGUCGUCUCCUGUGUUGGGUGCGACUGGCGCCCAGCAGGAAACCGAGUCUUCGGCAGACGCGCCGUUCCCUCCCCCCCCUCCGACAUCUGCCCCUGUCACCUCCGCUCCUGUCCCUGCUCCUGUUACCCGUGCUGCGGCCCUUCGUGCACGAAACGCCCUUCUGCGCCGCUAUACCGACGCUGUCCUUGAGACUGUCACCAGGGAUCCGGCGCUCACCGUCACCAUCCUGAUGGAAGAGAAGUUCGCUGCGGAAAAACUUCGGUCUGCGAUUCAUCUGGCGAUCAUGGCGAAAUUCCGUGACGAGCAAUUCCCCGGUGGCGUGAUUCCCCUCUACGAGACCUCGGCUGGCGAUCUGCUUAAGUUGCCUCGCGCCUCCUACGGGCGGCAGCUCUACGCCUGGCCGACCGCCGCCGAUGCUCGUGUCUUCCGUGACUCUUUUCCCAUGCGUGUUCGCCUCGCUGAUGGGCAGCAUGUUGAGCUUCGUGUUUUUCACGAGACGUCUCCUGGCUUCGCCUCUGCGAAAGCACAGGGUGCGACGACGAUCCUGGUUCGUAACCUCCCGGAUAACUGUGACAUCGCCCGUGUGCGUGAUAAGCUUCUUUCUGGCAGGUCCGGCGGGCACAAGUGGCUGGCCACGCUGGAGCAUUUUCAUCGUGUCAAGAACCCGUUUACGGGUUUCGAUUGGCCUCAGUUCGCCGGAAUCGUCACGCCGGUCACUGGAGAUCCGGACUUCGCUUUCCUCCCUCCUGUCCUUCUUCCCCCUAACCCUCUCCUGGGCGACCCCAUGUAUGUGCACCUGUCGUGCCAUACCUGCGCCAUCUGCGCCAGCAACCAUCGCACCAUUGAUCACGAAGUCUUCGCGGUGUAUCGUGCUGGCAAAGCUCCCAACCCGUCCCAGCUGACGGUCCUGCAGCUUCAACAGCACAAUGGUACCGCCUCUCUCGCCCCGGUGUUUUUCUCCUUAUGUUGUGCCCCUCUUCUUCCAUUUCCGCUUUUCUGCCUCCGAAUGUUACGCCUCUGGUCUUUUGCUCGCCCCUCUAUUGCCUUGUCUGCUCUUUGUCCCCUCCCCCUCUUUAUGCACCUUCCGGCUCUGCUUGGCUGGAUGGCCGUCUACCCUGGGCGCUGGGCCCCGAACCUUGGUCAGACGCCGGCAAUCAUGGCCGUCCGUGCGGAUCCUGGACUCCUGCUCAUCGGCAUGGAGUACGCCGUGGAGCCCUGGACCUGCUCCCUCUGCGACUUCGUCUGUGGCCCAGCGUUGGAUAGCGCCCUGGACCAUCUCCGCUCGGCGGAGCACGUCUCCAAGCUCAACAGCCCGGAGGGCGUGGUGGUUCCCCGCCUCGCCCAAGGGAACCAGAAAGCGGCGCGACUGGUGCAGCACCCUACUGUCGCCGCCUUCCUGGCAUCUCAGGCCAUGGCCUCUGAGGAGUAG
Closterium sp. NIES-65 is the source of this 2133-nucleotide messenger RNA. The record is from the annotation of a GenBank genome assembly. Lineage: Eukaryota; Viridiplantae; Streptophyta; Zygnematophyceae; Desmidiales; Closteriaceae.